UCGAAGAAAGAUCAUCGCUUUCACCUGUCCCACAGGAUCGCAGAAGAGAAUUUACGAAAAAACUCUCUGGAUUCGAGGUACUCUUCACUGGCUGCUAGAGAGGACACAAUGACAGACUUUCAGCGAGCGGGGCUAUUACUUUUGUUCCUAUAUAUAAAUUCUUUAGAAGCUGGAUCGUGUAGGAAAAACAAUUUCAAAUCAAAAUAUAGACGAGGUGAAGUUCCCCAAGCGGUGCCAGCUGUAAUGGACAUCGACACUCGAACGUCUUCGACGGAAAAAAAACUAGUGUGUUACCUCGAUUUCGAAGACCAACCUGAAACUGGUACGAAUAUCAAGGACAAAUCAAUGAAUGGUAACGAUGGUUUCCGUGAGAGAGGUCUACUAUUGGUGAAUUUCAAAGGUUGUGGUAACGCUGCUUAUCUGUACUCUGGUGAUAUCUUGUUUCAUGGUGACACUUUUCAAUUCAAACCCCAUACCGGUGUCACGAUCGCAGCCUGGGUUCGAAUCAUUGAGCUGCCUGGUAGUCAUUCGAUCUUUGAUACGAUCGGCAGCAGCCACGAGUGCGGUCAGUAUCAUUUGGAGAUCAACGAUGGUAAUGUCCGUUGGUUUCAUCGCAAUGAGACACAGGCAACGGUGUUUAGUGUCGAAGCAAUUGGUGGCAUUAUCAAGCAAAGUGAAUGGUUUCACGUGGCCGGUACAUAUGACGGUAUUAUUGGCAAAGCAAAGAUUUAUGUGAACGAUGAGUUGAAAAAUAUGUCCGUCAACGAGUACGGUGGAUUUUUGUCACUUGACUGGAACAUGCGCGUGGGAAUAGGCGAUCACAAAAACUACCGUCCCGUGUUAGGAUUCGUCGACGAGUUCCGUAUAUAUAACUACCCUGUGACGAAAAACGAAAUCACAGAGAUGUUCAACAAAUGCUCAUUCAACAAUGGAGCUGUUGCUUCUACUGUACAACCAACUACUGGCGUUCCAACUAACGUGACAGCUUAUACAAUACUUGAUCCUCGGACGACGACUGCAACUCCGCCUGGAUCUUUGAUACACGAGGCUAUCUUUGUUAGCGACAACCAAAAACAUGUAGACACACACAGCAUAAUGAACAACCAGAAUAGCACACAGAGGGAACUGAGCCACCAGGCAAACGGAUACAACGAACUGAGCCACCAGGAAAACGGACACAACGAACUGAGCCACCAGGAAGACAGACACAACGAAUUGAGCAACCUGUCUGGCAGAUACAGGGAAGUGGGCACACUGGAUGUCAGACACACGGAGCCGAACAACCACAAAGACAAACAAAGCAAACUAAGCACCCAGGAAGACGAACAAAGCAAACAAAGCACCCAGGAAACGGUGGAAACCAUUUUUAAACGUGGAAAAAUCUUCAAACACCAAAGAGGCAACUGACGCAUUUGUCAAAUCUCGUUGCCUCGGCAACCUCUAUUAGCUUAUCUAAGGAGCUCAAUUCGACACUUGUUCAACAACAAACUAAACUAGAAUGAUAUUCACGAGAGUUGAAUGUUUAACUUUUAGCUGUGUGUCUAUUAAAGACCCAUAUUUGUCUUAGAAAUUGUAUGUAAAUUUUAUUUUAAUAAAUCCGCAAUUUUCAUU
Xenia sp. Carnegie-2017 is the source of this 1611-nucleotide messenger RNA. RefSeq lists its product as uncharacterized. NCBI's taxonomy places the organism in Eukaryota, Metazoa, Cnidaria, Anthozoa, Malacalcyonacea, Xeniidae. The record is from RefSeq and is a predicted model, not a curated record. The coding region runs from base 109 to 1407 and encodes 432 amino acids. The transcript has 8 exons.